UUGGAGUGGUAGUGUAAGCGUGCGUGAUCCGAAAAAUUUUCCGGCAAUGGAAUACAAUCUGCGAACCGUGACCAAAUCGUGCGAAAAGUACAAACGUCUCCGGUUUCCGUUGAAGAUAUGGAUUCUGGUGAACGCGAGUGGCAACCGUUUCCUCUACUGGGACGUCACGGAAACCGUGGUCGUGGUGGAUCGCGAAGCGCUGGAACACUAUCUGGCCUCGUCUGGGUCGAUUUUCAGCUUCGGGAAGUUGUCCACGUUCUUCUGGCUGAUGGAUUACCAUGGAUUCGAGCUUGAAGGAGGCUUUGGCGAGGAUAAGAUCAUCCUACAGUACAAGCAUACGUCGUUCACGCGGGAGAAUCGCGCCUACUUUGAGCAGCUGCUGCGCAGUCAGAGGCAGCGGGAGGUGAUCAACGCUGAAAAGGGAAAUUGUUCCGUUCAUCGCACCAAGAUUCCGCGUAGCUUGAAACAGUGCGAAGCGGAUACCAACGGAAACGGAACUGCUCCGUCUCGGUUGUCGUCCAGCAGCUUUGCCCAGGAAAAGUUCAAUUUGCUGAUGGAAAUCAAGUCGUUGGAUAAGUCGGUUCGAGAGGCGUACGGGAGUUUGGCCAAAUCGGAUGACUGCGAUGGGAUGGUUCCGAUCAUUGAGGUGCCGGAUACGUACUGCGACGAACCGGUGGCCAGCGUUCCGGCGUACACGAAGCAACGUCUCAUCGCUGGGAACUACGGACGGGCCAAUUUGAAAGAUUUGAAGCGGUUCUUCGGGGAUUACCUUCCGGUGUAUGAGGACUCUCCUGAUACAAUGGAAACGACAUGUCUUGAAGCUCCGGAAGCCCCAACCGAGGAAACGAAGGAAGAAACCGUAUCCGAAAUUGUCCUCUCAUCAUCACCGGAAAUGGAAUCCGAGUCUUUACCAGUCCUGCUGGUCGAAAAACCGGAACCGAUAAAUACGCUGGAGACUUUCGAUUACCAGGACAAACCAAACACGAUGGACAACCAGGACCCCGUCAAGAGUGAUGUGGAGAAUUAUGUGCCAGCCGUCAUUCGCGGUGAGGAUUUACCGUUGAUAAGCUUCGAAAACGGGGCAGAUGAAUUCGGGCCGAUGCAAGAUAGUGCCAAUAGCGUCGUGGCCAACGGCCAGAUGGACGAAGCACAGUUCCAGCUGUAUUCGGACAUUCGCGAGACGUUCGAGCUGUUGAAUCAGUUUUGAAUUGUAUAUUUUCUAGAUUAGGUUAACAUUA
This is a messenger RNA of Aedes aegypti (yellow fever mosquito), 1238 nucleotides long. RefSeq lists its product as uncharacterized. NCBI's taxonomy places the organism in Eukaryota, Metazoa, Arthropoda, Insecta, Diptera, Culicidae. The record is from RefSeq and is a predicted model, not a curated record. Bases 47 to 1207 code for a protein of 386 amino acids. The transcript is spliced from 2 exons.